Chrysochloris asiatica (Cape golden mole) is the source of this 2058-nucleotide messenger RNA. It is a transcript of the gene LCMT2, whose product is annotated as leucine carboxyl methyltransferase 2. The coding region runs from base 1 to 2058 and encodes 685 amino acids. The record is from RefSeq and is a predicted model, not a curated record. The transcript has a single exon. Gene Ontology annotation, biological process: wybutosine biosynthetic process; tRNA methylation. Gene Ontology annotation, molecular function: tRNA methyltransferase activity; protein binding. NCBI's taxonomy places the organism in Eukaryota, Metazoa, Chordata, Mammalia, Afrosoricida, Chrysochloridae.
AUGGGCCCACGAAGCCGCGAGCGUCGAGCGGGAGCAGUGCAGAACACCAACGACAGCAGUGCCCUCAGCAAAAGUUCCCUAGCCGCGCGCGGGUACGUCCACGACACUUUUGCUGCGUUGCUAGUUCCCCGUACCGUCCGCCGAACGCCGCUCAUCCACCGCGGGUACUAUGUUCGCGCACGCGCUGUGAGGCACUGUGUGUGCGCCUUCUUGGAGCAGGCGUGCGCGGUAGCCGAGGCGCUGCCGGCUCAGAUAGUGUCCUUAGGCGCAGGCUCCGACUCGCUGUAUUUUUGCCUCAAAACUGCAGGUCAUCUAGUCCGGGCUGCAGUUUGGGAGGUGGAUUUCCCCGAAGUAGCUCGGCGCAAAGCAGAAAGGAUUCGAGAUACGCCAGAAUUGUGCGCGUUAACCGGCCCUUUCCAGAAGGAGGUCCCUGCAUCAACGCUGCUCUUUGAGAGUUUGGACUACCGCAUCCUGGGCAUAGACCUGCGGCAGCUCCAACGACUGGAGGAGGCCCUGGCUGCUGCGGGCCUCGACACGGCCGCACCCACCUUAUUCCUAGCAGAGGCCGUGCUAACCUAUCUCAAGCCCGAGAGCGCAGCAGCCCUCAUCACUUGGGCAGCCCGGCGUUUUCCUGAUGCCCUUUUCGUGAUCUACGAGCAGAUGAAGCCAUGUGACGCCUUUGGCCAGUUCAUGCAGCAACAUUUUCAGCAGCUGAAUUCUCCAUUGCAGGGCCUGGACAGCUUUCCCAACGUGGAAGCUCAGCGGUGCCGCUUCCUUCAAGCUGGCUGGACAGCUUGCACUGCCAUGGACAUGAAUGAAUUCUACCAUCGCUUUCUCCCCAAAGAAGAACGCCAGCGGAUAGAAAAUCUUGAACCCUUUGAUGAAUUUGAGGAGUGGCAUCUGAAGUGUGCCCACUAUUUCAUUCUGGCUGCGUCUAAGGGAGAAACCCUCGCCCAAACUCUGGUGUUUCCACCCACAGAGGCGUUUCCUUGGGUAGAUCCUGUUUCCCCUUCAGGGGUCUUCCCUGCCAGUGUAACCAUGAGUGACAGCCAAGGGCCUAACCUUAAGAGAUAUGGCCAUGCCUCUACCCUCUUGAGCCCUGGCAUUAUUCUCAGUGUAGGCGGCUUUGGAGAGCAAGAGAGGAAGCACUGCCGAGUAAGCAAGUUUCACUUACUCUUAAGAGAUGGUGACUUUGGGUGGAAAGGCAGCCAAAUAAGCAAUUGGGGGACUGGACCUAAGUGGGAUGGACGCCUUUAUCACACUGUGACAAGACUUUCAGACACACAGGCUCUGGUUCUGGGAGGGAGACUGUCUCCAGUGACUCCAGCUUUGGGAAUUCUCCAACUGUGUUUUUGUAAGAGAGAAGAUAGUAGCACUGAGGACCUGAAAGUGACAGUAACAAAGACUGGCUCAGAAGAUUCCACUUUGUCACGUUGGCGACAUUCAACAACAGAAGUGACAUAUCAGAAUCAGAAAUAUUUGUUUGUAUAUGGAGGUCGCAGUGUGAUGGAACCUGUACUAAGUGACUGGCAUUUCCUACAUGUGAGGACAAUGGCUUGGGUCAGGAUCUCAGUGGAAGGGAAUACACCUGAAGCUCGUCAUUCCCACAGUGCCUGCGGCUGGCAAGGGGGUGCCCUUUUUGCUGGAGGUCUGGGGACUUCUGAAGAGCCAUUGAGCUCUGUACUCUUUCUGAAACCAGUAUCUUGUGGAUUCCUUUGGGAAUCAAUGGACAUCCAGCCUCCUAUUACCCCAAGGUACUCUCACACAGCUCAUGUUUUCAAUGGGAAGCUUCUACUGGUUGGAGGGGUAUGGAUUCAUUCUUCAUCAGUUCCUGGAGUAACUGUUGUUGAUCUGAAUAUAGGACUGAGCUCUGAGUAUGAGAUUGACACAACUUGUGUGCCACGGCCAUUAAUGCUUCAUAACCAUAGCAGCAUCCUCCUUCCUGAAGAGAAACAACUCCUGCUCCUUGGAGGUGGUGGAAAUUGCUUUUCCUUUGGUACAUACUUCAACCCCUACACAUUGACAUUAGACCUUUCUUCCUUAAGUACUGAGCAGUAA